UAUCACCACAGCCUUCCACUUCCUGCCCGAACGGUUCAGUUCAGGAAGAAGAAAUAAUGGCGACGCUUCUGGGGUCCGAGUCCCCCUGUACUGGAGGAAAACGAAGACAGUGCAACAGCAGUAUCGUCUCAAAGUUCACGGCUAGUAAAAUAACUGGUCAGGGUUUCAGUCGAGGGACGCAGCUCCCAGGAGGCCUGCUCCAGGAGAGAGAUAAACGGGCCAAGUGGCAUGGCAUCCCUGCUCUGCUGCAGAGGCUCUACGAGAGCAGCCAUCCAAACAGUGACCUCUCCAAUGCUCACAGCUUUCUUAAGGUAUUAUCAUCCCAGCUCUCCAUGGAGGCCAUGUCUUUUGUCACGGAGGACAGGAAGACCGCUCAGGAAUCUACCUUCCCCAACACGUACACCUUCGACCUCUUUGGUGGAGUCGAUCUGCUUGUGGAGAUCUUGAUGAGACCCACGUUAACUAUGCAGAAGAAAAAAAACAAUAUGAAUGACGACUUGGUCAAGGACUGCCUUAGUGUUCUCUACAACUGUUGUAUAUGUACGGAGGGCGUCACAAAGAGCCUGGCAGCGAGAGAUGACUUUGUGCUAUUUCUCUUCACCCUGAUGACAAACAAGAAGACCUUCCUACAGACUGCUACCCUAAUUGAAGAUAUUCUUGGAGUCAAAAAGGAGAUGAUCCAGUUAGAGGGCAUCCCCAACCUGUCAGGCCUGGUCCAAAGCUUUGACCAACAACAGCUAGCCAACUUCUGCCGCAUCCUGUCCGUCACCAUCUCAGAACCUGAUGUUGGAAACGACGACAAGCACACCCUUUUGGCCAAAAAUGCACAGCAGAAACGCAACGCCAGCCCGUCACGGGCAGAGGUCAACCAGGUAACCCUGCUGAACAUCCCUGGCUUCAUUGAGCGGCUGUGUAAGCUGGCCACUAGAAAGGUGUCUGAAGCCACCGGAGCUAACUUUCUGCAGGAGCUGGAGGACUGGUACACAUGGCUGGACAAUGCUCUGGUGCUGGACGCCCUCAUGCAGAUGGCUACUGAAGAGGCUGAACAAAGCAGUACAGAGUCAUCAGAUGAGAGCUCCCUGGCCACCAGCCCUCUGAGACAUCGACUGCCCCAGUCCAUGAAGAUCGUCCAUGAGAUCAUGUAUAAGGUGGAAGUGCUCUAUGUGCUGUGUGUCCUGCUUAUGGGCCGACAGAGGAACCAGGUCCACAAGAUGCUGGCUGAGUUCCGUCUCAUCCCCGGACUCAACAACCUGUUUGACAAGCUGAUCUGGAGGAAAUACACUGCCUCAAAUCAUGUGGUCCAUGGGCAGAAUGAGAACUGCGACUGUAGUCCAGAAAUAUCCUUUAAAAUCCAGUUCCUGCGGCUACUUCAGAGUUUCAGUGAUCACCAUGAGAACAAAUACCUCCUGCUGAAUAGCCAGGAGCUGAAUGAACUGAGUGCCAUAUCCAUGAAGGCUAACAUCCCAGAGGUGGAAGCACUAGUCAACACAGACAGAAGCCUUGUGUGUGAUGGGAAGAAGGGUCUCCUCACACGCCUCCUCACUGUCAUGAAGAGGGAGCCUCCAGACUCAUCAUUCAGAUUCUGGCAGGCAAGGGCAGUGGAAAGUUUUCUCAGAGGAGCCACUUCCUAUGCAGACCAAAUGUUCCUCCUGAAGAGGGGGCUACUAGAGCACAUCCUGUUUUGCAUCAUAGACAGUGGCUGUACAUCUCGAGAUGUCCUACAGAGCUACUUUGAUCUGUUGGGAGAGCUCAUGAAGUUCAACAUUGAUGCCUUCAAAAGAUUCAACAAAUAUGUCAACACUCCAGAGAAGUUUCAGACCUUCCUGACACAGAUCAACAGUUCUCUGGUGGACUCCAACAUGCUGGUGCGCUGCAUCGUCCUUUCGUUGGACCGCUUUGAGAGCCAGACGGAAGAUGUCAAAGUGGUGGAGGUGCUUUCUGAAUGCUGCCUGCUGUCCUACAUGGCCAGAGUUGAGAACAGGCUGUCCUUCCUCUUCCGACUGAUCAACAUCAUCAACGUACAGACACUCACACAGGAGAAUGUCAGCUGUUUAAACACCAGUUUGGUAAUCUUGAUGCUGGCCAGAAGAAAGGCUAAACUGCCCUUCUACCUCAACGCCCUGCGGGAGAAGGAGUAUGCUGAGAAGUACCCGGGCUGCCUGCUCAACAACUUCCACAACCUUCUGCGCUUCUGGCAGCGCCACUACCUCAACAAGGACAAAGACAGCACCUGUCUGGAGAACAGCUCCUGUAUCCCCUUCAGCUACUGGAAGGAGACGGUGUCAGUGCUGCUGGGCUCAGAUAGGACUUCUAUGUGUGCCAUAGCGAGCUACAUUGACGAGCCCUUCAUGGAGCUUGACAGAGACCUGCUGGAAGAUUGACCUCCAGUGUGUGCACUCAGUGCAGGGGGGCUGGGACAGGGCAGACGGUCACAGGGAGCAUGGACACCUAAAGCUGGUGAAGACUCCGCUGAGCUGAGCCAUCUAGGCGCUUUGUGACUGCGCUCUGGAUGUAAAGACUCACCUGAUUUCCGUCUGUACCGUCGCAUCAAGGCCGUCAUCACAGAUGUGAUGGGAAGUCGUUUGCCUGGCUGUCAUCUUCUCACUAAGUUACCAACCUCUCCUUCAAAGGAAGAGGUGGAAACCUUUAUGCCCACACCGUUUAACACACAAUAAAGGGACCUUGUGUAAUGACACCUACAUUGGUUGUUUGCUUUAGGUGUAAUUCAAAUAGAGCCUUUUAUAUAACCUAUACAAAAUUCUAUGAAAAAAAUGUGUAUGAUUCAACAAAGUAUAUGUUAGGAAAAAAACCGAUUCUUUUCACGUGGACUUUGUUUGGAAAUGGCCACAGCUUAAACCGUUGUGCAGUUGUGCAGGUCUGUGGAGCGUCACAGGUCUGCCAGGAGUCACCGGCCUCACUCUCCCACUACCUGCACACACUCUGUGGACUCCAUGCCACUCCACUGCCUGACUUGUGGGGACACUGGUGGAGUUUUUUUGCAGGGGUCUUCUCAAUGAACAGCAUCGUCAUUUAACCUGUCUAUGGAUCUAUUUUAUUAGGUGGCUAUUGUUGAUCGGUGCUUUCUGGCUCCACUCGGCACAUUAAGUAGCUCGUGGGCCGGCUGACAACUUUCACAAAUCACACGGGGCUCCUCUCACCUGAAACCAUCCACUUUAUGUGGCUUCACCCAGGGACUCGUUUUUCUUUACCAGGUUAUUUUUUGUUGAUUUACUUUUGUCUCGUUGAAAACAAUGGCUUUUAGCUCUGAAUGAACUGUAGAAUAAAACAUUGCACAGAUUACCUUCUUUUUAUGCUUUAUCAUAUUUCACCACAUUUUGUUGAUUUAAAAACAUUCUCAUUUUGUAACAGAACUUGUAUCUAUGUCGUGAGAGAUGCUUUGGGAAGAUAAUAAACUAUGCAGGCGCUAGUGUUAGGAAACCACUCUCAUUGUUCCAGUCCAGACAAAGUUUAUGUGAAUCAGCCUUCUGGCCAACACCAUCAGCAUUGGAUCGAGGAUCUACCACUUUCGCUGAUCUCUCAAAAUGUUUGACUACAAGCUGAGAUGUGAUUGCUCUGUUUGCAUGGCACCACUUGAUCUUUACUUUGGAUAAAGAUGAAGCCGUAGUCGCGACUAUCUAAAUGUUUUUCACGGCCUGAAUGUGCAGCUGUUUUAUGGAAAUGGAAGAUGCAGAGCUGAGUUGGUGUCUUAAAUUAAACACACCCAACCCGAUAUAAGUACAGAUGGAUGAGCUACCUCAUAUUUUGUCCCGACACCAUACAGAUCAAACCACUUCUAAUGACAAGUGUACAGUUUUACUCCCAGCAUGUCAUGACUCAUAAAUGUUCAUGUGAAUGUAUAAGGGCAUUUCUACAGUUAUCCCCCGAUGCCAUGAGUUGCUAGUGCUAUGCCGCCUUGGGAUGCAAACAUAAAACGUCCUUUACACUUUGAAAGGCCUUUUAUUUGCUUUAAAGCUAGUUAACCAGAAAUGUUUCCCUUUUUUCUUUUUUUUUCUAGCUUUCAUUCAGCAUGUCUUAAAUCUCUUGAUGGGUGUGCACAUGCUUUGAAUUAGUUCAUCUUUUGUGCUUUGCAGUGAAGUUGAUAAAAGUACACUUUACAAGUGCUUCUCUCUUACAAAUUCUCAGUUUGUUUGCUGGAUGCCUGAAAUAAUUGCCAUGGUUUCUUGAUAACAUGAUGUGAUUUGACACAGGGUACUACUGCAGUGGUGUUAUAUUCUUAGUGCUGAUCAUAUGUUAUCAUUGAUGCAAACCUCUUAUCACUCCAGUCACCCACCAUGAAAGUCAAUGACGCUAUUGGUUGAAAAAUCGUGAAUGUUGUGAGCGCUCUUCUGGAGCAACUAUAUAAACAAUCUCUGAACCCUGACUUCUGUAGCUUUGUGAUCUAAAUUUCAGAGUGAGUGAUCCCUCUGUAUGAUGCACAAGAGAAAUGGUUCUCAACACUUAUGCUGUAUGUGGUGUGAUGCUCCCAGUAGGCCUUAGAUUUCAUUCAUUCAUUUGUACAGAAAAUGGUGACCUGUUGUCCCCUUGGCCAAAAACAUGCUGCACAGUGUUAAACAUAACACUAUUUGGUUUUUAUUUUAGAUCACUGAAGCUUUGACUUUAUUGACUGGAGAUUCAUGUAAUGUUUGGCAUGAAGACAAUGUUCAUAGACACAUUUAGCAUCCGGUCCUCAACUCGCACUCAAAACUCAGACCAUGUGGUGCUUUUUUGAUCAGAUAUGAUUGUUUUUACCUCACCAUGAUCAAUAGCAUCUGCUGUUGAAAGGAACGCCCUUUAAGAGAUGCAAACAGUGGAUACAAUAAUGGUGUAAAUUCUUAAUCAUUAAUUCAUUUUAGAUAAAUACCCACGCUUUUUAUGUGUUUGCUUUGAAUAAUGCAUAAAAUCCCACACUGUUGUGUUAAAAAUUCACCUCUGCACACAUCUGUUUUAAUCUUUUUCUUGACCAUCAGACCAACAAAUGAUUCAUGUUUUAGGCUUCACAUCCUACUAUAGCUACCAUCUUUCACCCACGUUUCUCCUCUAAUGCUGGUAUUGAACUUUAUUUUUCCUUAUUUAACAGCUGUUUGUCAAAUAAAUAAUAUAAUAAAUUCUU
Molecule: messenger RNA, 5110 nt
Organism: Anoplopoma fimbria (sablefish)
Lineage: Eukaryota; Metazoa; Chordata; Actinopteri; Perciformes; Anoplopomatidae
Gene: trpc4apa
Product: transient receptor potential cation channel, subfamily C, member 4 associated protein a
Exons: 18
Coding region: 57-2381 (774 amino acids)
Biological process (GO): ubiquitin-dependent protein catabolic process
Cellular component (GO): Cul4A-RING E3 ubiquitin ligase complex
Molecular function (GO): phosphatase binding
Source: RefSeq, a predicted model, not a curated record